Molecule: messenger RNA, 1158 nt
Organism: Exophiala spinifera
Lineage: Eukaryota; Fungi; Ascomycota; Eurotiomycetes; Chaetothyriales; Herpotrichiellaceae
Exons: 1
Coding region: 1-1158 (385 amino acids)
Molecular function (GO): hydrolase activity, acting on carbon-nitrogen (but not peptide) bonds, in linear amides
Source: RefSeq, a predicted model, not a curated record
AUGGACGACCUCCAGAUGACUGCUCAUCAUGGGUGCCUUGAGAUUUGCUUUCAUUUAUCCUUUAUCAUUCUGCUCUAUCUCCUAGUCUCGAAUGCGUCGUCACUGCCACCACAUACAAACCAUCCACUACGCUACGAGAAGUACUAUACAAACUGCUCUCAGCCAGAUCAAAAACUGUCAAACUACCACACCACUCGUGCCACUAUGGGAUCGUCUUUUCACAUCAACCGAACACAAAAUCACCUCAAGUGGUCCAAAACAGUCCCUCCUGCCUUGACUGUCGACUCGGGUGCAACCGUGAGCUUCGACACUAUCGAUGGAAGCGGAGGCCAAAUCACCCAAACCUCGACCUCUGCCGAUGUCUACAACUUCAAGGUGGAAUUUGCAGAUCCUGUGUUCGGCCCUAUCUAUGUCAAUGGAGCCGAGCCCGGCGAUGCACUGGAGAUCGAAGUCUUGGACUUGGAAACCGCAGAUUGGGGUUGGACUGCCGUUGUACCCAAAUUUGGCUUGCUCUCCGAUGAGUUCCCAGACGCCCAGCUCAAGAUAUGGGAACUGUCCAAGUUUGAGGACAGACCGUAUGCGUUGUUCAAAGAAGGCAUUCGAAUUCCUACGCGGCCAUUCCUGGGCGAAAUGGGCGUUGCUCCCGGAGCGGACGGUGAAUUUUCGACCAUCCCACCCCUCGACACCGGCGGAAACAUUGAUUGCCGCCACCUCACGGUCGGCUCGAAGCUUUUCUUACCUGUUCAAACACCAGGGGCGCUAUUCAGCUGCGGUGACGGUCAUGCAGCGCAGGGUGAUGGCGAGAUUUGCGGAUCUGCCAUUGAGACUCCAAUGCGCGCGACUCUCCGCUUCACCGUGCGCAAAAACCAUGACUGGGUGGCAUCACCUCACUAUUUCUCUCCUCCGUUAGUAGCCAUACCUGGCUUUGAGGAUCGCGGGUGCUAUGCUGCCCUUGGAAUUGACUCAGACCUGUAUGAGGCCACACGCAAAGCUGUCCGUGGCAUCAUCAACUACCUUACAAGAACGAAAGACCUGACUCGGGUCGAAGCAUACAUGCUGGCAAGUGUGGCAGUUGACCUGAAGCUGGCUGAAGUGGUGGAUAUGCCUAACUUUGCCGUGUCAGCCAGUUUGCCUUUGAACAUCUUCCAUGCGAGCUAA